Molecule: messenger RNA, 845 nt
Organism: Perognathus longimembris pacificus (Pacific pocket mouse)
Lineage: Eukaryota; Metazoa; Chordata; Mammalia; Rodentia; Heteromyidae
Gene: Tfpi2
Product: tissue factor pathway inhibitor 2
Exons: 5
Coding region: 70-819 (249 amino acids)
Biological process (GO): negative regulation of peptidase activity
Cellular component (GO): extracellular region
Molecular function (GO): serine-type endopeptidase inhibitor activity
Source: RefSeq, a predicted model, not a curated record
UCAAACACCGCACAUCCUCCUCGGGCCCGGCUCCUUCUUGACAAGCUUUGGGCAGCUCCAACCCGCGCCAUGGACCCUGCUCGCCCGCUGAGAGUGUUGCUUCUGCAGCUGCUGCUGUUGGAGGUUGCGCCUGGCCUCGAUGCUGGGGCGUCCACAGGAAAUAACGCGCAGGUCUGCCUUCUGCCUCCGGACCAAGGACUCUGCCGGGCCCUGCUUCUCAGGUAUCACUAUGACAGGUACACGCAGACCUGCCAGCCGUUCUUCUACGGGGGCUGCUAUGGCAACGCCAACAAUUUCUACACUUUGGAGGAGUGUGAAGACGCUUGCUGGAAGAUCGAGAAAGUUCCUUUUAUUUGCCGUUUAGAAGUCAAUAUGGGUCCAUGUGAACAGCCCAGAGACCAGUAUUUCUUCAACUUAAGUUCCAUGGCAUGUGAAAAAUUCACAUCUGGUUUGUGUGAACCCAAUCAGAACCAAUUCCCUGAUGAAGCCACUUGUAGGGACUAUUGUCUGCCAAAGAAGAAAACUCCAUCCUUCUGUUACAGCCCAAAAGAUGAGGGACUGUGCUCUGCUAAUGUGACUCGCUAUUAUUUUAAUGCAAGACACAAAGUCUGCAAGGCCUUUACCUAUACUGGCUGUGGGGGGAAUGAAAAUAACUUUUAUUACAUGGAGGAUUGUGAACGUGUUUGUACACAAGCCUUGCAGAAAGAUGAAAAGAAGAUGCCAAAGCGUUUCUUUGCCAGGAAAAGGCUGAACCUCCUGAAGAAGCACUCUAGAAAGAAUUCUAGCAAUGUGUUUACAGUUUUAGCUGAAGACUACUAAGUUAUCAUGGGGAGGGGGCAUUUGCU